UCAGUCUCCUAAGUUAGACUGUGUGUGACAGGGAUGAGGGGAUGAGCUUCAUUUCUGUGAAUGUGUCAGGAUUCUGAAAAUAGGCAGAGAGAGUGAUAGAGAUGAGAGUAUAUGUUAUGGUGGACUUGCUUGGUGCUGAUGCUUUGCACAGUGUCUAACUAAGGAUCCAGUCCUGCGUGUGGCUCCUCUGUUCCAUCACCUGUGUGUUUGUGUGUGUGUGUGUGUGUGAGUUGGUGAAGGUGUGCGCACAUCUGGAAACACAGGGAUCAUGAACUCAAAGGGGGCAAACCUGCACAACAAACGUCAGCCAUCUGAAACAGAGAACGCUCUGAGGCUUCCGGACAUGGACGCGGCCCAGCAGCUGAAGCUCAGAGAAAGACAGCGCUUCUUUGAGGAGGCGUCCCAGCACGACGUGGACGUUUACUUCUCCUCAGCACACUUGCAGAUAGAUUACAAGAGGGCUCCCAUGAGCAGCAUCUCGUCCAUGGAGGUCAAUGUGGACAUGCUGGAGCAAAUGGACCUUUUGGACAUCUCGGAUCAGGAGGCCCUGGAUGUCUUUCUCGCCUCGACUGAGGACGAUGACGAAUGUUCGUGUCCACUAGAAGGUCUCGGAGGCAGUACCGACAUUGAUGCUGCGCUGAGGGAAGAAAUCUCCAUGAGAGUCCCAGACGCCUGUGAGCUCAAAUCACGGAUAUCCUCCACUUCCUCCACCGCCACCUCCGACAGCCAGGGGGAAGACGGCGCCGAAACCCCCGUGAUCCAGUCGGAUGAUGAAGACGUUCAUGAUGACGACGGGCUUUUGAGAAAUGGUACACCUCCAGCUAACAGUGCAGGAGAAGAAUCUGAGCUGUCACUAUGAACAGCAUCACCAGUUACUACUGAUGAAUCCUUACCCCAAUGUUUGUGUGCUGUUAAAGACUUUCUCUGCCUGGUUCUACGUACCAAAAUCUUACAUGGAUUCUAGUAAGCGCAUAUUCCUCUGUCUUGAAUGAAACUUUCUGUUCACCUGAACUGCUGCUGUAGAUGAUAGUGCUUCCAGACAUUUGUCCAUCUUGUAUUGCUUUUAAUGACUAUACGAUGGAAGAGUAGCAAAAUCUCAUUUAUGAUUAAUGAUGCAGGUAUUACAUAUGUACCUUAGUCCUCUGCCAUAUGAAAUGUGCAUUAAUAUACCACGCAUUACUGUCCAGUCUCACUCUUCAUGUCUCUGUAUUUUUUCAAGCCUUCAAGUCAUGUCUUUACUUGAUCUCCACAACAUUUAAUAUAUAUUUUUUUUAAAUAUCAAAAUAAAGGCAAAUCCAACCAUGGAAUAUUAGUGUUUGAAUAUAAUGCAAGUUUACCUGUAGUAUGUGUUCGCCAAUGACUGUUAAUGAAAGGCAGCAUGGAACAUAAUUACAGACUAAUUAAGUUCAUAAUGUUUGCUGUUAUUAACUACAUCCACACAUAGCAUGGCAUAAUUACACCUCUUUGCAGAGAAAUAUUUUCACCUCAGAAUAAUAAGAUAGUACUGUUUUGGUCUAGGUGACUGUUAACUAUUUAUCUACAUUUCAUCCUUUGGUUUAUUCAUCUUUAGUAACCACUUUAUCCUUGGUAAAAAAAAUAAUAAAAAAAUGUUCAAUUUGCAAGUUUAAAAGCUUUAUUGUAUCAUAUAUGAAUUUUGCCCAGGAAAGAAUCAUAAUAUGUUGUAUUUAAUGCCACAUAAGCAAUGCUAAACAUUUAAGGUAUGGCCACCCAAUUGUAGUUAGUUCAGUUAAGUCAUUAGGACAUCGGAUAAUGUCCCUUAACUGUAUAAAUAUAAACUAGCCCGAUAACUCUCACUUAGGUCCAAAAUGAUAUUGCAGAUACUAUAAUGAAAAA
This is a messenger RNA of Ictalurus furcatus (blue catfish), 1854 nucleotides long. Its product is annotated as dysbindin. Lineage: Eukaryota; Metazoa; Chordata; Actinopteri; Siluriformes; Ictaluridae. Gene Ontology annotation, biological process: negative regulation of protein kinase activity. The coding region runs from base 269 to 859 and encodes 196 amino acids. The record is from RefSeq and is a predicted model, not a curated record. The transcript has 4 exons. Gene Ontology annotation, cellular component: cytoplasm.